Molecule: messenger RNA, 8438 nt
Organism: Dicentrarchus labrax (European seabass)
Lineage: Eukaryota; Metazoa; Chordata; Actinopteri; Moronidae
Gene: onecut3a
Product: one cut homeobox 3a
Exons: 2
Coding region: 290-1621 (443 amino acids)
Biological process (GO): regulation of transcription by RNA polymerase II
Cellular component (GO): nucleus
Molecular function (GO): RNA polymerase II cis-regulatory region sequence-specific DNA binding; DNA-binding transcription factor activity, RNA polymerase II-specific
Source: RefSeq, a predicted model, not a curated record
UUUGGGUAUAGUAGAAGGUGCUCUACAGCGAGAGAAAUCCAGGCAGGCGCACCUUCACACACCGAGCAGAGGUUUGCGGCGCAGUUUGUGUGGCGGCCGGGACCCGAUCUUUUAAAACCAUGCUGGAUUGACUGCAGAGAGGCAACUACAAUCAAUGGCUUGGCUUUGAAAUCGUUCAAAAUUUAUUGGAAAGGAGUGUGAGAUAGAGCGACAGUGAGAGAGGAGGGAGAGCAGCGAGGGAGAGAGCGAGAGAGUGGCGAGAGGGGUGGAAAUAAAGAUCCUUUCAACGAUGGAGCUUACAAUGGAAAACAUUGGAAAUCUGCACGGUGUAUCUCACUCCCAUCAAACGAGCGACUUAAUGAACUCCCAACACGCGCGCCAGUCCUCGGCGUCGCAUCGGAACUUGGUGUCGCACGGACGGUCAGCCAUGGUGUCCAGCAUGGCCUCGAUACUGGAGGGAGCAGGGGACUACCGCACAGACCACGCUUUGUCUGGCCCCCUGCAUCCGGCCAUGACCAUGUCGUGCGACUCCGGGAUGAGCCUGAGCAGCACCUACACCACACUGACGCCGCUGCAGCACCUGCCCCCCAUAUCCACCGUCUCGGAGAAAUUUCACCAUCCACACCCACAUGCUCACCAUCAUCCGGCGCACCAGCGACUCGCAGCCGGGAACGUCAGUGGCAGCUUCACCCUGAUGAGGGACGACAGAAGCCUCGCCUCCAUGGGUAACCUCUACGGCCACUACCCCAAAGACAUGUCCGGCAUGGGACAGCCUCUAUCCCCUCUGUCCAACGGUCUGGGGUCUUUGCACAGCUCCCAGCAGACUCUCAGCGCCUACGGUCCCGGAGCUCACCUCUCCAACGACAAGAUGAUCUCCUCGGGGGGCUUCGAUACCCACGCAGCCAUGCUGUCCCGGGGCGAGGAGCACCUGGCCCGGGGUCUCGGGGGCCACGGGGCCGGGCUCAUGACAUCCUUGAACGGCAUACACCAUCACAGCCAUCCGCACUCUCAGGCAAACGGGUCCAUGCUGUCAGACCGGGACAGGCAGACGGUGGUGGGAGGCGGGCAGGGAGCUGGGUCAGGGCAGGUGGAGGAGAUAAACACCAAGGAGGUGGCACAGCGAAUAACGGCAGAGCUCAAGCGCUACAGCAUCCCCCAGGCCAUCUUUGCUCAGAGGAUCUUGUGCCGGUCCCAGGGAACUCUGUCUGACCUGCUGCGGAAUCCUAAACCGUGGAGUAAACUCAAGUCUGGCCGGGAGACGUUCAGGAGGAUGUGGAAGUGGCUCCAGGAGCCCGAGUUCCAGCGGAUGUCGGCGCUGAGGCUUGCAGCCUGCAAGCGCAAAGAACAGGAGCAACACAAGGACCGCAACACGGCGCCCAAGAAACAACGUCUGGUCUUCACUGACCUGCAGCGCCGCACACUCAUCGCCAUCUUCAAGGAGAACAAGCGUCCAUCCAAGGAAAUGCAGAUCACCAUCUCCCAGCAGCUUGGCCUGGAGCUCAGCACUGUCAGCAACUUCUUUAUGAAUGCACGCCGCCGCUGCGUGGACCGCUGGCAUGACGACCACGGUGCCAGCCCCGGGCAGCCGGGUACAUCCGCCACUACUUUCUCCAAGGCCUGAGAGGAGGAGAGGACCUUCAGAGGGCCAGGGAACCAGGUUGGAACAACAGGCAACAUGGAAAAUUGGCUGUGAAACCUGUCUAUAACAACUCUACCUGGCCUAGGCCGUCUGAAUGUGUCCUCUGCCUGAAAAAAUCCUUUGUGCCAUGCAAUCAUCUUUUUUGUCAGUCAGAAUUUCAAGCGCUCACCUGAAACAAGCAUAAUCUAAAGGUGAAUUGUGAAGUCAGGUCCACUCUGCAUUACUCACAUAAGGACAAUCAUUGAUUCUGUCUUUUUUGAAAGAAAAUCAUUUUUAUGGCAUCUGACAAAGUAAAGAGACACCAAAGAUUUGAUGUUUUUGUUGGACGGUACCAGACAUAUAUGCCGACCUCCUUCACCACCCAAGUAGCCACUGAUUCUGCUUUUUCUCCCAACUCACCUCCUUUGUGUCUGCCUCUCUAGUAUCUCUCUCAUCCCCUCCACGCCGGCACACGGAAGCAACAAGGGCGAAAAGAACGGCAAUAAAUCUGACAACAGAACAGCACAUAGCCUUAUUAUCCAAGCCCCAUCCUGCACACACAAGGCCGUCAUAAAGAAAACAACGCAGUCUAUGAAAAAAACAAGGCUUUCCAAUUCUCCGCCUCUACCUCCCCCUCCUCCUGUAGUCUCCUUCAUUCCUCGGCCAAAGGUAUUCCCUGAUGGCCAGCCAUUUCAGAGAGCAGCUCAGCCUGAUCAUACGGCAAACUAAUGAAUUGAAAAAUGAAUCGAUGCAGACAGAGAGAGCGGGGCCUUGACCCCUCCUGAAGGUGAAACUCAAGACGCUCGGCAGUAGAUACUCAGGUCUUCCAGGCCCAGGUCUAUAUUUUUUGCACAGAUGUUGGAGGCCUGUAGGGAGACAUGUCAUUGUUACUCUUAGCCUGAGCCUAGAGUCUGGGUUUCUCUGACCAACAGGAGAGGCGGGUGAGAUGUCUGGACAUGCUCUUUGUUCUGCUGGGAGCUUUUCCUCUGAUCAAUAACUGAGAACCAAGCGACAACAACACGCUCGGGCAUCCAGCCAACUACAUUACAGCUGCAUAUGAAAAGCAGAAUGUAAGAGGAGCACAUGGAACCCACUGGAGAUGGGGACACAAAGGCCUCAUAACAGCAACAGCAGCAGCAGCAGCAGCACACCUCUCCCUCCCCGGUCCUGCCUGUGCUGGCAGAGCAACAGUGCCCCCUGCUGUCGAUAGCAGAGACCUGUAUCCAGCAGAGCAAUGGGGCUCAGAGUGGAGGAGAGGGAGGGAAGAGCCACUAGAUGCUGAGGAGAAGUCAUGGCACAACACAUUCAGGCCCUCACAGCUCUUUGAAGGCAGAUCAAUAGCUAACCAUUAUCCUAUUGUUGUUCCUCAUCCAACCAGCGCUGAUGAAGCCGGAGGAGGGGGAUGGUUAAACUGAACGCUGAAUACGCAGGGAUUUAGAGAAGGCAGGGAUAUUUAACCAAUCCAAAUCUUAAAGAAUCCACGAAAUACAAGUACAGAAAUUACACACAGAGGGGACAGAAAAGUACAACAGAGUAAAAAGUAACAGAAAGGCUUAUUGAGACAUACACAUCUGAGGUGCAGUGGAGGUUUAAUUUUCAUUAUUUUGGGAGGCUUCAUAUUUUGUCAAAUCAUUCUUCCAUUUCAUCUGUUUGCAAAAAAAAGGCUCUCAACAGAUGUGGUUCAAACCAAAUCUCCCGGUUAUUCCCACACAAGGGUUAUCAGUAGCUAACCCAAAGCCAACCACCACACUCAGCUGUCAAAAUGCUACAAUAAUUAGUGCCAAUGCUUACUGCCUUAAUGCGAAUCAAAGAAUAUGGUACUAGGGUUCACACACAGCUACAGUGCGCCCCACUGAUGACGGGCGGUGUGUGCCAUAGCAACCAACAAUCAGCUUUUAACUGAAUUAAAAUAUACUUUUUUAGUAAAAAAAUGAAAAAAAGAAUCAGAUUUUAAGGCAUACAAUAACCAAACCUCAAAUGACAAAGAUACCACACUUACAGAAUGUGUUACAAAUACAAAAAGAAAUGUCUCCAACACAUAACUGGACACAUUUUGAAGCAGAAGAAAAAUCUCUCAUUCUAUCUUUGGUUCUCUACCUCCUCUAUCCCUCUAACCCCCAUUGCCCCCCCUCUCUUUCUCUCUUCCUCUCUAUAUUGAUGCGGGUAUUUAAUUAGUACCAUAGACACAAAGUUUCUAUUUCUUGUUACUAUUGUGCUCUGUUGUGCAUAAGUAAGGCACCUUGUUGAUAAAUCAAAAACAAAAAAGGAAGGACUUUUUAAAAGGAAAAAAAGAGGGAUGCAAGGACCGAGGCCAAUGAAGGAUGUAUUUUUUUUGCAUUCUGUGUGAAUAUAGACUCGGACGAGACAUUUACCACGAAAGAGAAAAAAAAAAGAAAAACAGGGAGCUGCUGAAGAGAAGAAUAAAUGACGGAUGCUCUCUCUCUUUUGGCAUUUCAUGUCAGAACUGUGAUACUCUCAGCCCCCUUUAAGCUGAGCCCCAAGAACGGGGUAAAACGGAGGGGGACAAAACAUGACCUCCAAAUGUCCUGGCUGAUUCAGUGUGUUUUAUUGGAGGGAGGGUGGGGGUGAAGCUUGGGACUCAAUAGUUAUAUGUAUGGUCUUAAGAUGCAACUGUAGCAUUUCCAACAAUGUAGUCAGAUUAGCGGUGCAGAUUAGAUAAGAGAUGGUCAUUGUCGAGGAGUUGAUUGAGAGGUACUGACUAACUUCACAUUGCUGUAAGCAGUGAGUUAAUGUCGCCAAAGGAUGAUGAGCUAAAAUCGAUUUGUGGUAUACAGUUCAGUGAGCAUAGGUAAAUAGCUAGAUUCAGCUCUAGGUAUUAAGCUGACAAAAUGACAUUUGUUUGUAGUGAGAACCAAUGUGGCUACCUCACUAAGCUGAGUGGUUUGUGAAACCGCCACUAAUACCAAAGAUACUGCAGCCUACCGGUCCCAAACUGCCUAGGGGGACACACAAACCAAAAAAAAGCCCCCCCCCCCCUUGCCCAGAACCGUUACAGACAACACACUGACAAUAUUACACACACACGUUUGUACUAACAGCGCAGUCGGACUGCAUCGCGCCACAUAGGAGGAGGUGGCUGCCUUGCAGACAGAGUUGAGUGCCUUUUCCCUUCAACCACGGGUGGGACUGCACUGGACACACACAUACGUAUACACACACACACACACACACACACACACACACACACACACACACACACACAGCCUUGCGGGUGCAUGCAUAUAGCUACACACCCAUUUACAAACACACACUCACAUUCAGACAACACACCCAUAAUUGGAUGGACAGAAAGGGGGGCCAAAGAGAGGGACACAGAGUGGGGGCUGUGUCAGCAUUUUCUCUCAUAUUGACUUUCCAUCUUGAUACACUAGAAUACAAGCACUUUAUCAUGUAGAAAGUCUAUAAAACAUUUUCUAUACACUAUUUAUUUGAAACAAAAUUAUAUGUUACUCCUUAAUCUGUCAGUCUUUGUUACUGUAUCGUUGAUCUUCUAGUAGCUCACAGCCUUUGUGUUUAUUUUUCUCUCUCCGCCCGGUGUGCUUAGACUCUCAGCCACUUUACCUCUCUCACAUCAGAGAUAUUUUUGUGUAACAGAGAAAGAGGGGGGUAGAAAGGCAGAGGCUCUGAGCGCCCGAAGGGCUGUAGUUGUAAAAUCUUACCACUAAAUGUCUCUCUCUCUCUCUCUCUCCACUGCGUGCAAGCACAGAGGCUGCACUAGAGAAGUCUGGAAGACUCACUGACAGUUUAUAGACACAAAUUCUCUCCUCCCUCCACCUUGUCUGUCCAGUCGACCUCUCCCCCUGGCUAGUGCUAAGACUCGGUAGGCGUGUGUUGACAAUUAAUUCUGAAAUACCUCAAAAACCUUUCAUGUAAACUUUAUGUAAUUUAGACUGAAAAUAAUACUGCUAAUGAUAACAAUGAUUAUGAAACUAUGAUACUAUGAUAGUUAGUUUUGGAACUUGUGACUUGAAGCUUUAUACUGUUAAAUUCCUUUUAUUUGUUUGCUCAUUUUUCUCGUACGUUCUCGUUUGUUUUUUGCUACGGCAUGUACUUACUGUUUUCAUAAAGGAAAAGACAUUGUGAAUGUUUCUGUGGAGGGUUACAUGAGAAAAGAAGAGACAGAAGAGAAGGCUAGACUAAAGAGAGAGGGGCCAGAGCUACUCACUUCAGAUGUUUAGUUCAAAGCCCUCUCCAAGGCUGGUACAUUUAAAAGGAAAAAACAACAAAAAAACACAAAACAAAGAAAGAAAUUACAAAAAUAUGAUUUGGGCUGAAUUCUAAACCAAAAAUUUGAUGUUAAACCAAAGGAAGAAUAACCUUUUACUCAUUGUUAGCUUUCUUCUGCCUUUAAGUUGUCUUUUCUCUGAAAAAAAAAAAACAAUUUCACAGUUACUUUUGAAGGUUCCUGGGUGUGUUCAAGUGCUCCUGAUGUUCUUAGAAUAUUAAAAACCAGCACCUCCUAUUGAAAAGAAGGUGCGCUUUUUUCUUUUGUGCAUGGAUAUUGUAUAACUGUAUAGAAACCAACAGGAAUGACCUGUGAUUUUGUGGGGAGAGGAGGAGGAUGGAAAGACUUGGGAGUGGGUGGAGAUGGGGUGGGGGAUAUUUUGGUUAUCAAAACAAAAAAAAAAAGGGUGGGAGGAUUUGGGUUUUAGGCAUUGGAGGGGUCCUUGUUUUUAGAAUUUCCGUCACUGUUGGAUUCACUGGUUGUGUGCAUGUAUUGUUGCAACCCUUCCCCUUUCCCCAUGUUUCUUUGAUGUAUAUAAAUCCAGACAGUAGGGGGCAGUGUGUGCUGGGGGAGGUCAAACUCCUCUCCUCCCAAUCAAUAGCAUUCAAUCUUCAUUCCUCAGCUUGUGGUCCUCACUCGGGUCCUGAAAUGUGUGUCUUGCUUUUCCAAAGACGGGCUGUUUACUUGGAGUUAAUCAGAGGGACACACACAGGCCCGAGCGGCCUUGAAUAUACCUGUAUGUUUGUCUACAUGCUUUUCUUCAAUCUGUGUAUGUGUGCUCAUUUGUACCUAUGUGGAAGACAAAGUGUUUCUUUUUUAUGUUCCUUUACUAUGGGUUGCAAUAUUUGUCAUGCGAAAAUUUGAAACCAUUUCUUACUGACUGACCGACCAACCAACCGCAGUACCAUUUGGCAACUGAUAAUCCGACCCGAAAUGUCGUCAGCAUUUACUGUCAAACAGCAUAUGUGUGUGUGUCAUUUCACUGUGGGAUCGAAGGUUGCCAAUGGGACUGGUGUAGACACCCCCAGUCACACUGUGCUCUCCCUCUUCUGUUACCUGUUAAUCAAUCAGAACCAAGUGUCUUUGUGAUGGUAGAAGACAAUCAGUUUCAAAACAAGAAAAAAGGUAGAGAGAGGGCAGGCCAGUGGGGAGGAAGAAGGGGAGGAUGGUAGAACAAAAUCAAGGGAAAAGAGGCUCUCUGAGUUGUGACGAGCUGUAGUGCCCGACUGCCAAACGACUGCCCUUCCGUCCCUGCACUCUCCAAAACAUCCAUCUUCCAUCCCAUCCAUGGCCAAAUCUGACGUUCAGGCUCAACAUGACUCAGUUACACGACACUCCAAACCAAAACUCAUUACACAUUUUAAAUUCACUCCCUCCUCAUCCCCCCCCCAUCACUUUUCACCCUCCUGCACUUCUACUGCCACAAUGUAGAGCACUGCAGGAGUAGAAAACAAGACCUGUGGUGCAAGGACCAUAUUUCCCAUCACCCACCACAAUUUCCUGCUAAUCUAAUGAUGAUGUAACCAGCCGCGAGGAAUAAAAAUGGCUCCGGUUGGUGGCUUUUGCACAGAGAACUAUGCAAACACCUGACCCCCCCAAUCUUAAUCGUUGCUGCUGGGUCAGAGUGUACAACCCUCAACCUCCCCUCCCUCCCCUCGACAUUUAAACACUCCCGCUCACACUUCCAUGAUGUUUUCCCGUUUCCCUCCCCCCCCUCCCUCUCCAGAGCGCAGAGCAGGCAGAGAUACCCCCCAGUCACUCAGGUUAACAGUAGAGUGUGGCUGGGGAGAGAAGAGCACUACAGCACCCCAUGUUUCACCAGACUGAUGUCGUACAGCUUUACAUGAAUGCCCCAAACUGCCAUUGACAUCAAAAUGGAGUCCAUGUUGAUGUUUGCAAGCUGAUCCUCCCCCGCUCAUGGCUCCAUUGUACUACAAUGUUUGACUGUCUUUGUCCCCAGCGCCAAGGAAGGGCCACAAUCAAUACAAAGACACAUACAUUGUAUUUACUUAAGUUUACAAAGUCGUCUGGAGAUGGUGGCUUAUAUUGCACUCGUACGUACAGACAGACAGACACACAAACAGACACAGGCACAUGCUGGAGAGGGUGAGUCUGCCUUUUGAGAGUGUUUGCUGAAACCAAAGAUGAAAUCAGAGGUAUGACAAUCUGGCUACCAAACCUAGAAGACAAUGUUCAGCUCUCUGGGCUGCUCUACGGGUCCUGUGAUUUACCGGCCAUGUGGACAUUCCACCUAAUGCACUUAAACAUACACACACACACACAUAUACAUACGUAUACACACCCUGGUGUAAACUCCCACACACACACUUCCACACACACAGAAACAAGGGAUAAACCCACUCACGACGUCUGGUCAGAAAGCCUCUUUUCCCUCCUCCCACUGCAGAAGCCGGAGAGCCUGUGGAGGACUUUUAGUUUCACUCUAGUUGAGACUUUUGAGAAGGAAAAAAAUCUGAGUAAUAACUGUUACAGAAAAAUAAAAACUUAAAAGGAUAAUAUGGGUAAAAUUGCGUGUUUUGAAAUAAAUUAACAAAUAAAACAAUUGUAAAACAA